Limanda limanda (common dab) is the source of this 3282-nucleotide messenger RNA. It is a transcript of the gene prrt4b, whose product is annotated as proline rich transmembrane protein 4b. The record is from RefSeq and is a predicted model, not a curated record. NCBI's taxonomy places the organism in Eukaryota, Metazoa, Chordata, Actinopteri, Pleuronectiformes, Pleuronectidae. Bases 1 to 3282 code for a protein of 1093 amino acids. The transcript has 3 exons.
AUGCUUCGUCUCCACCGGAUCUUGGUGCUCUGCUGCUUCUGGUGUUUUCUGCUACUUCACGGACAGGCUGACGAAGAGGGCCUCUGGGGAACGACGCCACCGAGAGAAAAGCCACCGGAGAACAAAGGGGGCUGGUUUUGGAAACCAUCCCUUCCAUCCCUUCCCUCCCUUCCCUCCCUGCCCAAAUUCAAAAUCCCAUUCUUCAGGAGUUCGGACGACAAAAAAGAGGCCGCCGCGUUGACUACAAUCGCUAAGGGGUUGAAAGACACGUUGGAAAUCUCGCAAUACUCGGGUUCAGGGGAAGGGAGCGAGUCUGAGGCAUCUGAAACACCCACCAGUUCGACGCAGGGCCUCCCAGUCAGCGUGACAAAGAUAAGAACUGAGUCACUUCCCACAGGAACAUCAGAUUCUCCACACAGCAGCAUAGCGCAGAGCGACAAUGAUGCUCUUGUCUCAGACUCCCACUCUCCCACAAGCAGCUCUAUCAGCAGCAGUGACAGUCCGGCCACAAGCACAAACGCUCCUGAACAAAACGCAACACAUACCCACCCACACCAGGGCAUCACACUGGCAGCUGGACCCAGCACGGGUGCCACAGAACGACACCUCCCGGAGCAACGCACUGAUAAGGAGGUGGCUGAAGAUUUUACAGGGAAGAUCUCGUCGACGAUAGCAUCAGAAACCACAGUUCCCACUGCCUUGACAUGGGUUGCUACCCAAACCUCCACAGCAAAGCCAGGACUGGUCCAAACCACACUGAAAACACGUAGACCCUCUCUGAGGCCCGUUACUCCCCCUACGACCUCACAGACAACGUUUGUCAGAAAUCCACACGAGUCGACUGCUGGUUUUACCCUCCACGCUGGAGAGGCCACAGUGGCAGAAACUCAGCCCACUGCGAGUGAGGCUGAGCCGGGCGUCUCCGAGGCCGGGUCUGGGCCCGGGGAGGAACAGCCGGGGGUAAUCACCACUGCCACGGGGAUCGAUCGCAAACUAGUCCGGGAAUCCAUAACGAGCACAACUCCGAGCCUAAAGGUUAACUUCCCAAUAGCAGGAGAGCUGCCAGGCCAGGAGGAGAAGGAGGAUGAGGAGGCUGAGGAGGUUGAGGAAGGUGCGGUGCCUUUAGCCGCUGCAGAUGAUGACAGGAGGUCGGGAGACAUUUCCACGCCGCCUGCAGAGCUGCUGACAACAUCCCUGCAUCAGAGCACCGCCACUCUCUUGGAAACUCCACCUAUUCCCCUGGACACUGAAGACUGGACGUUCGACCCGGUGGACGGCAGUGUCACGUAUCUCCCAGACUGCAAUAAAGAGCGUUCCGGGAUCUGCAACCUCUCGGACACGUGGGACUCCAUCACCACCGCCUCCACCUUGGACGCCAGACCCACACAAAACACCACUGCCGCAAACCAAUCAAUCAACCCUUUUCUAAUCCCGGCUCCACCCAUGUUGGUGCCCCUGUACACUGACUGGAACAGUGCCAUGGCAGCUUGGGGCCUGGCUUGGGAGGCACACGUUUACGGCGCUGGUUGUGUCUUCGCGAUGCUAACGCUAGCCUCGGCGCUCAAUCUGCUCUGCUUGCCACUGCGAUGCCCGUCUGGGUGUGGCUACUUCGCUCUAGUCAGCCUGUUCCUACUGGCCGCUGGUUGCACCAGAUCGUUCUCGCUCCUGUACGACGCCUACGGCCACCAGGAUCGCCUGCCCUUCACGGAGGCCUCACUGAUGCUCUACGAGGCGCCCUUUCCCUGCCUGACAGCAGCUUUCGGCCUGGUUUUCCUUCUCCUCUCCAUGCGCUCAAGAAUGCAGCUCUCCUACUCAGCCUUCCAGAGACCCUGUUUCCUGGCCUGCCUGGUUGUCCUGCACUUUGCUGCUGCAUUCGGCCCAGUGACGUUACUGAAGUUCUACCAGCAGAAGCCUCCCCUCUGCCUCUUUCUCUCACUCAUCUCCCGUGGAGCCUUUGUAGUGCUGGCCACUUUUCUGUCCACGGCCUAUUUUGUGUUCUACAUCUACGUGCGGGCGGACUCGAAGCACAUCUACCACCUGAACAACACCUCUCCCACACCGGCUGAGCGCUAUAACCGCUGCCCCUUUGCUGAGAGCCGAGAUUGGGACCGUGCAGCCAUAACUGUCUGUAUCUCAGCAUUGUUUUCUUUAGCAUGUGCAGGACUGCAGUUGUAUGCAAUACUCAAUGCUAUGGGUGUUGCCGGCGGAGAGGAGGUGUUCCACCCCUGGCCCUGGUGGGCUUUUCAGUUUAGCUGCAGACUAUGUGAGCUCGGGGUCUGCCUCACCUUAGCCUUGGUGGUCGCACAACCCGUCUACUGUUCAGACCACCUUCCAUCUGCAGGAAGCUGCUGGACUGAACUGAUGGCCUCCAAGUCGACCAUUCUGCCUGGGACCUACAAGUGGACCCGGAGCCAGCAGGAGAAACUCGCCAUUGUUGAUACAGUUGGGCUUGGAGAGUCCGAGAGCCUUCCUCUUUACACCCUGAUGGAUGAGAGGGUCGGUAAUAGUCUGAACGGCCUGGACCUCCUCUACCACAGCAACCGGGCCUUAGCAUACCGAGACCUGGAUAUGGACUUACUGGGGUCAGGAAAAGCUGAGGAUGGAGGAGGCCGAGAACCAUCAGGAUCCUCAUUCACCAGUGACUCCACCACAGACCUGCGGCCACCUUCGCCCAUCAACCUGCGUCGCAGUAUAGAUGAGGCCCUCUUCAGUGAGGCCCUGUUUCCCAUGAGCCUCUUCAGUCCGUCUAGGCCUAUUCGCCUCAGUGACAUAUCCAUAAACAACCACAGCGUACCUCCCAUCGACAGCCUCUGUGAUCCUCUCACAGCUGACUCCAGCCUUUAUCGGACUUCUUCCUGCGUGGAGAUGGCCUCUCAACCCCAGCCCCCCAUCACCAAACCUCAAGGAGAAACCAUCAUAGGCGCUCAACUGUCUCCCUCCCUCUCCACCUCCUCCUCCUCCUCCUCCAGCAGCUCAUCUCCUGAACGUUGGAGGGGCAGUUCUUCCUCCUGUUCUUUCUACAGAGCGUCUCUCGGGGGCUCCUCGCUGGUCCUCUGCCCGAGCCCAGAGAGACAGGCUCAGCGACUUCCCCAUCGAGGGGACACAGGCCACCAGGCCCACGCUGACCCUCAGAGGCACUAUCAAACGCUGGGCGCGGCUUCACAGGAGAGCCUGGACCUGGACAUGUCGUCUGAGGCAGACCGAUCGGUGCAGGACGAGUUCAUCACUGUUUGCAGACAAAUCGAUUCUUUGAGCAUCUGCAGUGAGACGAUUGAUUUAUAA